AUGGACGGCAAGAGACACCCGAGCUCGUUCCAGCAGCUCGAGAAGCUCGGCGAGGGCACAUACGCGACUGUCUUCAAAGGUCGAAACCGGCAAACAGGAGAGCUUGUUGCGCUGAAGGAAAUUCACCUGGACUCGGAAGAGGGCACACCCUCAACUGCGAUUCGGGAGAUCUCCCUUAUGAAGGAGCUCAAGCACGAGAACAUUGUCGCCCUUCACGAUGUCAUCCACACCGAGAACAAGUUGAUGUUGGUCUUCGAGUAUAUGGAUGGGGACUUGAAGAAGUAUAUGGACACCCAUGGCGACAGGGGCGCCUUGAAGCCGCACCAGAUCAAAUCUUUCAUGUACCAACUCUUGAGAGGCAUUGAUUUUUGCCAUCAGAACAGGGUGCUGCACCGAGACCUGAAGCCACAGAAUCUCUUGAUCAACGGCAAGGGACAGCUCAAGCUUGGCGACUUUGGACUAGCCCGCGCCUUCGGCAUUCCUGUGAACACCUUUUCGAACGAGGUUGUUACGCUCUGGUAUCGUGCACCGGACGUUCUUCUUGGAAGCAGAACGUACAACACAAGCAUCGAUAUCUGGUCUGCGGGAUGCAUUAUGGCGGAGAUGUACACUGGUCGACCAUUGUUCCCUGGCACAACGAACGAGGACCAGAUCAUCCGGAUUUUCCGCAUUAUGGGAACACCCACCGAGCGUACCUGGACUGGCAUUACCCAGUUUCCUGAGUACAAGCCAACCUUCCAGAUGUACGCCACCCAAGAUCUUCGCCAGAUCCUCCCACAGAUCGAUCCCACAGGCAUCGAUCUGCUCCAGCGGAUGCUCCAGCUACGCCCUGAACUACGCAUCAGCGCGCACGAAGCCCUUAAGCAUCCUUGGUUCAACGACAUUGUCAUGCAGCAGCACCAGCAGCAAACCUUGCAAGCACAGGCUAGAGCGUACCCCGGACAGGGGUCUUACGAGACGUACUGA
Colletotrichum higginsianum IMI 349063 is the source of this 966-nucleotide messenger RNA. Its product is annotated as PHO system negative regulator. Bases 1 to 966 code for a protein of 321 amino acids. Gene Ontology annotation, molecular function: cyclin-dependent protein serine/threonine kinase activity; ATP binding. The transcript has 2 exons. Gene Ontology annotation, biological process: protein phosphorylation. The record is from RefSeq and is a predicted model, not a curated record. Lineage: Eukaryota; Fungi; Ascomycota; Sordariomycetes; Glomerellales; Glomerellaceae. Gene Ontology annotation, cellular component: cytoplasm; nucleus.